GCGGUGCACCGUGGGCCGUGCGAGCUAAAAUGGCGGAAGCCGUGCUCGUCAAAGGCAAAGGCGCUUAAGGUGGUUGAACCAGACUGAUCCAGGUUAUAAACGGUUGCACAGAACGCUCGGUGUAGCCUCUAUAGAACAGUGUAAACGGCCAGACGGCAAAAUGCCUCGGCCUAAGCGCACAGCAACUAGACGUUAUAAAGAUGCAAUGAGUGAUGACAGCAGUGGAAGUGACUUUGACGAUGAUGAGGAUCCAGAUAAAAUUGAAGUGCCAGGUGGAGGUAAAGAUCUAGCAACAGCAGCAGGAAUUGCUAAUAUUAAGGAUGAGAAGCCACAACCUGACAUGUUAGAUCAAACUCCAUUGAUCAAGGGCCAAGGAGCUAUCAAUAUACUGAAUCAGAAGCUGGGUGGGAAAAUCCCUGGUGGUUUGGUUACAAAGACAGCAUCUCCUGGGUAUGAGAUGGUACGCGUGGGAGGGUCUCAAGGUGGGCAACAGGGUUUCGUGAACCCAAACCCACUAGGACAAAUGGGUCAGCUAGGUGCUGGUGGGCCUUAUGGUUUACCACCAGCCCUGGCGAAUCUUGCGAAUUUUAAUCCAACCACCUUUCUGCAGAGUAAGUCUAAGUCUGCUAUGGAGAUGGGAAACAUGUUGAGCGGCUUCAUGGGAAUGGGUGGGAUGAACCCAUUUGUUCAGUUCCUGAGUCAGAAUGGUCCACAUCAAAACUGGCAAUCUGGACUGUCCGGUAAAGCUGUAUCGCAAUUGUGGAUGAAUUCUGGUGAUCCUAGUAAAAUGAGCAUGCAGCCAACAUUGCCUGAAGAAGAGGAGGUCGAUGACGAAGACAUGGGUGUAGCUGAGACAUACGCAGAUUACAUGCCAACGAAACUGAAACUAGGCAAGAAACAUCCUGACCCCGUAGUGGAAACUGCCUCAUUAUCGAGUGUCGAGCCAACAGAUGUCUGGUACAAGUUGUCAAUCCCGGAAGAGACGAUACGUUCCGGUGCUCUUUCUGCACUUCAGCUCGAAUCUAUAACGUACACAUCACAGCAGCAUGAACACCUUUUACCUGAUGGUACGCGAGCUGGAUUUCUAAUUGGGGAUGGUGCUGGUGUCGGUAAGGGUAGGACCAUUGCCGGUGUUAUCUACGAAAACUACUUGAAAGGCAGAAAACGCGCCAUUUGGGUUUCCGUAUCGAAUGAUCUCAAAUACGACGCCGAAAGAGAUCUCAAGGACAUAGGCGCCUCGAAGAUCGAGGUACAUCCACUGAACAAGUUCAAGUACGCCAAGAUCUCAUCAGCAGUGAACGGUAACGUUAAGAAGGGCGUAAUCUUCAGCACGUAUUCCGCACUGAUUGGUGAAUCAUCGCAAAGCGGUGGAAAGUACAAGAGCCGCUUGAAGCAGCUACUUCAAUGGUGCGGAGAGGAUUUCGACGGGCUAAUAGUGUUCGACGAGUGUCAUCGCGCGAAAAAUCUCUGCCCCACGGGCAGCUCAAAACCCACCAAGACCGGUCUGACGGUAUUGGAACUUCAAAACAAGCUACCAAAAUCGCGAGUGGUGUACGCGAGUGCCACCGGUGCGUCGGAACCAAGGAAUAUGGCCUACAUGGUACGUCUUGGUAUGUGGGGCGAGGGCACACCAUUUCCGGAGUUUAACGACUUCAUCGCGGCCGUGGAGAAACGUGGCGUCGGCGCCAUGGAGAUCGUCGCCAUGGACAUGAAACUUCGUGGAAUGUACAUCGCGCGGCAGCUCAGCUUCCAUGGUGUAGCUUUCAAAAUCGAGGAAGUACCGCUCAGCAAAGAGUUUACGAAGAUCUACGAUCAUUCCGUUAGACUGUGGGUAGAAGCGAUGCAGAAAUUUCAAGAAGCGGCGGAACUGAUAGAUGCCGAGAAUCGUAUGAAGAAGACGAUGUGGGGUCAGUUUUGGUCGUCGCAUCAGAGGUUCUUCAAGUACUUGUGUAUCGCGGCUAAGGUUAAGCAUGCUGUGGCCGUUGCCCGCGAAGCCGUUAAAUGCGGAAAGUGCGUUGUCAUUGGUCUCCAGUCAACGGGAGAGGCCAGAACUCUGGAGCAGCUCGAGCGCGACGAUGGUGAACUUAGUGACUUCGUUUCCACGGCCAAGGGAGUGUUGCAAACAUUGGUAGAAAAACAUUUCCCAGCCCCUGACCGCAAUAGGAUACAUCGGCUGCUUGGAUUGGAACCACCUCGAACGUCUCUUGCUGAUCUUGAAGGUGGUACUGAAACAGCGGGAGGUUCUGCCGGUGGCAGGAAGCGAAAGCCCAUCCGACAAGCAGCGCAACGUGCCUCGAAGAAGGUGCGCGCCUGGUCUUCCGAGGAGGAGAUCUCUGAGGAGGACCGAAACGGUGGACAUAGCUCAGGAUCCGAAUUCAAAUUAAGCGGUACCGAAAGCGAGGAUGACAACCACACGGACGAAGAGAGUAACGUCAGCUCUGACUUCAAUCCAUUUUACAGCGACAGUGAUUCCGACGCUGAUCCAUGGGACAGGCGAAAGAAGAAAGGUGGAAAGAAACACAAGAAGCCGGCGAAGAAGAGGCUGAGCACGCAAGACAAAAUUCAAUCGAUGCUCGCUCACAAGACCUCUACGAGUAGGAACAAGAGAAACGGGGAUGCUGCCCACGGCGGUGCCGGUAACCAGAGUAAUGCUGCCAGCAUGAUGGCACAGUCACAAACCUCACAUGCACCGCCUCGCGACGCUAUCGAGAGGGCCUGCAGCAUGAAGGAGGAACUUCUUGCGCAAAUAGAGAUCCUGGGUGACAGAUUGCCACCCAACACCCUGGAUCAACUGAUCGAUGAACUCGGCGGUCCAGAAAACGUUGCCGAGAUGACUGGUAGAAAGGGUCGCGUGGUACAAACUGAAGAUGGUGCAAUCCAGUACGAGUCCAGGUCAGAAGUCGAUGUACCCCUGGAAACGCUCAACCUUACUGAGAAACAAAGAUUCAUGGACGGCGAGAAGACCGUGGCGAUCAUAUCGGAGGCGGCAAGCAGCGGUAUUUCCCUGCAGAGCGAUCGACGUGCACGUAACCAGAUGCGUCGAGUUCACAUUACCUUGGAAUUACCCUGGAGCGCCGAUAGGGCGAUACAACAGUUUGGUAGGACGCACAGAUCGAAUCAGGUUAAUGCUCCGGAAUACAUAUUCCUGAUCUCUGAUCUCGCUGGUGAACGACGUUUCGCAUCGAUCGUCGCCAAGAGGCUAGAGAGUCUCGGUGCUUUGACCCACGGAGAUCGUCGUGCUACCGAAACACGUGAUUUGUCACAAUUCAACAUCGACAACAAGUAUGGCAGAGCUGCCCUGGAAGCUACGAUGAAAACGAUAAUGGGAUACGAGCAACCAUUGGUACCACCGCCGCAGGACUAUCGUGGCGACUUCUUCAAGGACGUAGCAGACGCACUGGUGGGCGUAGGCCUGAUAUGUAAUAGCGAGAACAUGCCAGGUGUUCUGACACUAGACAAGGAUUACAAUAACAUGUCCAAAUUCCUUAAUCGGAUCCUUGGGAUGCCCGUUGAUCUACAGAAUCGUUUAUUCAAAUACUUCACGGACACGUUGAAUGCGAUUGUCACUCAAGCCAAGAAGAUGGGACGCUUCGACAUGGGUAUCUUGGACCUGGGUACAUCUGGAGAGAAUGUUCGAAGAGUGAGGCUCUAUCGAUUUCUGCGAAAACAUGCGACAGGAAUAGCUCCGACGGAAUUGCACGUGGUGCACGUCGAGAGAGGUAUGAGCUGGUCAGAAGCGAUGGACAGAUGGUCAGAAUUAGCCGGAUCCAAAGAAGGUUUCUACCUGAGUCAUCAGAUUCGUAAUGGCAAGCAAACUGCUAUUCUCGCGGUCGCCGUUGAUGGUGGGAAGAAGAAAGCCGAGGGUAAAAAGGAUCAACUGUACAUGGUUUAUAGGCCGAACACGGGUUUACAGCUGCGACAGGAAACCCUUGGUGAACUUGAGAAGAAGUACAAAAAAGUGACCUCUGAGGAAGCCGAGCCUCACUGGACGCAGCAAUACGAGUCAUCGGUUGACACGUGUUCGCACGCUUACUGGCGUGGCAAUUGCAAAAAUGCUACGCUAGGUAUGGACUGUGAGGUUGGUCUACGUCGUCGUUCUUACAACGUCCUUGCCGGUUCUGUUUUGAGUGUCUGGAGUCGCGUAGAGAACGUCCUUGCAGCACGCUCUGGACACAACUCCAAGAUGCAGGUUGUUCGUCUGCGAACUGACGAAGGCCUCAAAAUCGUCGGCACCUUGAUACCCAAGACUUGCAUGGAGGCGUUGCGUCAAGCUCUCUCCGCCGACGCUGAAAAGACCGAGGAGCAAACAUUCUGAAAGAACGAUAGUCUUGGAGGUAAGGAAGGACCAAGACACGUAGCGCGAGAAGGUGUGGACGUACGACCAGGAGAACUAUAGGUCAAAGCUUCGCCACUUGUUCGUCGUUUACACUUGUAUCUCCGUCUACUAUUACAAUUACGCCCACGGUAGAGAAUGAGACGAGAGAAGGAAAGAGAAGAAGAGAGCAUGCCUAAGUGUGUGAACGUAACUCGUCGACCUUGUGAAUUCGUAAAAAAUCACCGAUAAUGGCAUUACGAUGUCGUAAGCUGGUGCACAUUCUCGUUAAGGAAGUCACGGGCAGGGGACGAGAAUGUCCGAAGAGCGUGAUCUAUCAAGAGGAACAAGAAACGGCAGAUAGGAAAAGAAACUUAAGGGACGAUUAUAACGUAGUGAUUGCCGUGUGACGUCGUUUACUUGUUUUCUUUAUAUAUAUAUAAUUAUAUAUAUAUAAUCGCGUUUAUACGCCCUGCCAAACGACGACCCUUCGAUACAGCUAGACGUAAAUGAAACACAAGUCCAACCGGUCAUUACUUUGAAUUUAGUCUCAAAUCGUCGCUAGUACGAUCUUUCGAAUGCUAUAAGUUUGUCCAACAUUAGAAAACCACCCUAUAUAUUUAACGAUAAGACUUAUUUGCCAGAGAUCGUUCAAUAAAUUAAUUUAAUUUAAUUUAAAUGACUAUCGAUGCGAGUUUCAAACUAUUAAAAGUCGAGAGUGGCUUCUUUUUAAUGAUUGUCUCGCGUGCAAUGUACGAAACAUAAAUGUAAUACGUGAGGCGCCAACCUACAUCCCUCUUUCCUCGUUACGCACUGUAGAUCAAUCGUGCAUAGAGGGAGAAAAGGAUAAACAGUAAGAAAUUCUAGGAUGCAGAUGAACUUGACGAUACGAUGUAUUGUGUCUAUGUUGGUAUCGAAAUUAAAGAAUUUUAGAUAGUAAUACCUUAAGGAGGCGCGAAGGACAUGAAUCCUUUGAUCAGUACGACUGAAGAUAUUAGAAGAGAGAGAGAGAGAGAGAGAGAGACGUAUGCAAAACUAUUUAGAAAUUAACGUGGGCUAUGAAUAUAUUUCAUUCGUGGCUUCUUCGAUGAUCUGUCAGGUGGACCUUCCGACUAUUAAUGACUGUUGUUACAACUAUCAUAGGCUUCUACCAUUCUAGUACUAUAUUACUUCUAACGCUACUGCUGUCACCACCACUACUAUCAUCGCUAUUACUACUACUAUUUCUGCUGCUAAUUACUGCUACAAAACUAUACUACUACUACUACUACUACUACCACCAUUACUAUUAUAUACUACUGUUACUAUGAUUAACUAAUACAUUACUACUAUCACUAUCAUUGUCGAGGAUCAUGUCAUCAAUGCUACCUAAAGUUAAAUCGAGACUAAAUUGGAUGUUGGAAAUCCUUCGAUUUAUUGUCUUAUUUAAUUUUUUAGAAGCAUCAAAUUUAUUGAUCCUCGGGGAUGCUGCUGCUUCGAUUACUAUUAAUAUUAACAUAUAGAACAUAGACUCGCCUGACACACAUGAUAUAUUUAUAUUCGACAAAGCAUUAAGUAUAGUAGUCAUACGCUCCUCGUGUGUAUAUUGAAUAGAUGUUUGUUCGUUUGUGCCGAGUAUUCGAAGAGUAUCUAUCGAGCGCGAAGGAUUUUAUGUUAUUAUUCGACGAAGCAUCCUCAUUAUUUUUUCACGAUCAUUUUUCUUCCACGAUAAUCGUGUUUUAUGUACUGCAGGCAGAGAUAUCGUUUGAAACUUAAAAAAAUUUGCUUUUGUUUUGAUAAGAGAAAAGAAGAUUAAACUGACGAGGAGGAAGAAGGAAGAAGAGAAAUACGAUUCGAACGAUAUUCUUUAUUUGUCCUACCUUUAUUAAGUUGUUAUUGCACGAAACGAAAUUUUUAGGAUUUUCUUACUUUUGCGAAACUUAUUUCUUUGUUUAAUGUGUGUGUGACUCAAGAGUUUGGUGGCAAAACAGGACUCUUAGAACAUAUCUGUUUAAAUAGAAUGACGUAUUACUAAUUCUAUUCUCGAUACCAUUUUGAGGAAAUCUUACUUGAAAAUAAAAGUAAAAGAUGGAAUGUGCUAGGAGGACAUUCAAUCUUACGGCCUGAAUUUAUACGAAUUUCAAAAGUGGUAUUGUCGAUCAUGCUCUAAAGAGCUGUAAUGAUUUGGGCCAAUGCGUUCGUCAUGUUACAUAUAGGGUCGUUCAAGAGGCACUAUAUCGCAAGAAGUUGGUUUCAUCAUAGAAAUCAUGAAAAUUUCAUUUAGUGCGCUUCAUUCGAAUGACCUGUAUAUACUACAUGUACGCGCGCUAUGCUAUGUGAAAUUUCUGUUAAAAUGUAAGAUCAGAUAAGCCCUGUGUGAAACUGGAGUCAAAAAUACAUGUGCGUGUACGCGCAUUCAACCUCUGUAUCCUGUGUAAACUGGAGAUACGACCAAUGGGACAAGAAUUAAAGAAAUGCCUUCAGUCA
Molecule: messenger RNA, 6778 nt
Organism: Cephus cinctus (wheat stem sawfly)
Lineage: Eukaryota; Metazoa; Arthropoda; Insecta; Hymenoptera; Cephidae
Gene: sno
Product: protein strawberry notch
Exons: 16
Coding region: 161-4315 (1384 amino acids)
Biological process (GO): regulation of DNA-templated transcription
Cellular component (GO): nucleus
Molecular function (GO): histone binding; chromatin DNA binding
Source: RefSeq, a predicted model, not a curated record